UCUGAGCCCUCGCCGAGAAUAGGCCAACAAGAAAGAGUGGAUGCAAUGGCAAGGUCCAAGUCUUUUUAUAUAAUUAAUUCCACGGAUAAGAUUGUUUCCAGUGUCCUAGUGCGCAUUUAAGAGUUGGGUAUGUCAAGUCAAUUCCAUCCACCUCAUUCUCCCAAAGCAACACGUUGCCCCAACCAGUGCGGCUCCUUUUGAUCCGCUUUUCUAUCUCUCCCCUCCUUGUAUGUACCAGCAUCCUCUUCUCUGUUGCCAUCGAACUCGGCGGUAUCAUCGGAAGGGUGCCGGACGACAGCUAACAAAUGGCCAAAGUCGUUGAGGCGGGACCUUUUGGUGGGAGUGGAGAUGAUAUCGUCGAUAUGGGGGCUGCUGAUCGGCUGCCGGAGAUCAAAAUCCGCUCUGGAAUUGCCGCCAAAGUCGUUAAGGUGGGACCUUUUGGUGGGAGUUUUGGUGAUAUGUUCGAUAUGGGGGCUGCUGAUCAGCUGCUGGAGAUCAAAAUCCGCUCUGGAAUUGCCGUUGAUGCUAUAAUUAUUACGUACCUAGUUAAUGGGCGCAUUGAAACCCGUCGGUUUGGUGGUGAAGGUGGUGAGGAGAGCCUGCAGUUAAAAUUUCGCCCAGGAGAAUUUCUUAUCGAGAUGUCAGGCUCUUCAAGUCGUCAUGGCUUCAUAAGCUCACUCAACUUUCGCACCAAUUUUGACACAAAUGUACCACUUGUUCCGGAGGAAGACACGCCUUUUUCUGUUUCUGUGGUGAACAGUAAGAUUGUCGGCUUCUUUGGACGCUCAGCAGAUGUUCUUCAUGCAAUUGGAGUUAACGUAGUGCCAACUUGACGUCCCUCUGAUUUGCGUACGUACGUAAAUAAGGACACAAAAAUCUUGCAUCGCACUGAUCUUGUGGUCGUCUAAUAAAACAGUUGAAUUGAUGUGCGUUGGGAGGGGCUUCCUUUGAUCUGCGUACUGUAAAUAAGGAUGUUAUGAACUUCUAUGUUGUUAUGCCUGUAAACUUACUGAAGUUGAAUAACAUGUUGACAAAAUGAAAUGAAAUUA
Messenger RNA from Elaeis guineensis (African oil palm), 1049 nucleotides. Its product is annotated as jacalin-related lectin 19. NCBI's taxonomy places the organism in Eukaryota, Viridiplantae, Streptophyta, Magnoliopsida, Arecales, Arecaceae. The record is from RefSeq and is a predicted model, not a curated record.